UCUAGUCAUAAUAAACCAAAGGUUACAGGAUCUACCUCAGACCCUGGAAGUAGAAGCAGAUCUGAAUUAUUUUAUACCUUAAAUGGGUCAUCUGUUGACUCACAACAACAAUCCAAAUCCAAAAAUCCAUGGUAUAUUGAUGAAGUUGCAGAAGACCCUGCAAAGUCACUUACAGAGCUGUCUCCAGACUUUGGACAUUCAUCACCUCCACCACAACCUCCUUCCAUGAACUCCUUAUCCAGCGAGAACAGAUUCCACUCUCUACCGUUCAGCCUGACCAAGAUGCCCAAUACUAACGGCAGCAUUGCUCACAGCCCACUAUCACUGUCAGUGCAGUCUGUGAUGGGCGAGCUGAACAGCACGCCUGUCCAGGAGAGUCCACCUUUGCCCAUCUCUUCUGGUAAUGCAUACGGCCUAGAGGUGGGCUCACUGGCUGAAGUGAAAGAGAAUCCCCCGUUCUAUGGGGUUAUCCGUUGGAUUGGCCAGCCGCCUGGGCUCAGUGAUGUGCUAGCUGGACUGGAACUGGAGGAUGAAUGUGCGGGCUGUACAGAUGGCACGUUCAGGGGCACGCGCUAUUUCACCUGUGCCCUGAAGAAGGCCCUGUUCGUGAAACUGAAGAGCUGCAGACCCGACUCUAGGUUUGCGUCCCUGCAACCUGUUUCUAAUCAGAUUGAAAGAUGUAAUUCCUUAGCAUUUGGAGGCUACUUAAGUGAAGUAGUAGAAGAAAAUACUCCACCAAAGAUGGAAAAAGAAGGUUUAGAUAUAAUGAUUGGAAAGAAGAAAGGCAUCCAGGGCCAUUACAAUUCUUGUUACUUGGACUCAACUUUAUUCUGCUUAUUUGCUUUUAGUUCUGUCCUGGAUACUGUGUUGCUCAGACCCAAAGAAAAGAAUGAUGUAGAGUAUUAUAGUGAGACCCAGGAGCUACUGAGGACAGAAAUAGUUAAUCCUCUGAGAAUAUAUGGAUAUGUGUGUGCCACAAAAAUUAUGAAACUGAGGAAAAUACUUGAAAAAGUUGAGGCUGCAUCAGGAUUUACCUCUGAAGAAAAAGAUCCUGAAGAAUUUCUAAAUAUACUGUUUCAUGAUAUUUUAAGGGUUGAGCCAUUGUUAAAAAUAAGAUCAGCAGGUCAGAAAGUCCAAGACUGCAACUUCUAUCAGAUCUUCAUGGAAAAAAAUGAGAAAGUUGGAGUUCCUACAAUUCAACAGUUACUAGAAUGGUCUUUUAUCAACAGUAACCUGAAAUUUGCAGAGGCACCAUCAUGCUUGAUUAUUCAGAUGCCUCGGUUUGGAAAAGACUUCAAAAUGUUCAAAAAAAUUUUCCCUUCUCUAGAAUUAAAUAUAACGGAUUUGCUUGAAGACACUCCCAGGGAGUGUCGCAUCUGUGGAGGACUUGCGAUGUUCGAGUGUAGAGAGUGCUAUGAAGACCUCGACAUCACAGCAGGGAAGAUCAAGCAGUUCUGUAAGACCUGCUGCACUCAGGUUCACCUCCAUCCCAAGAGGAUGAAUCAUACAUAUCAUCCAGUAUCACUUCCCAAAGACUUGCCUGACUGGGACUGGAGACACGGCUGCAUCCCCUGCCAGAAGAUGGAGUUGUUUGCUGUCCUCUGCAUAGAAACGAGCCACUACGUUGCUUUUGUGAAGUAUGGGAAGGAUGAUUCAGCCUGGCUCUUCUUUGACAGCAUGGCUGAUCGAGAUGGGGGUCAGAAUGGCUUCAACAUUCCACAAGUGACACCCUGCCCUGAAGUGGGAGAGUACUUGAAGAUGUCUCUGGAGGAGCUGCACUCCUUGGAUUCCAGAAGGAUUCAAGGCUGUGCACGCAGACUUCUUUGUGAUGCGUACAUGUGCAUGUACCAGAGUCCAACCAUGAGCUUGUACAAAUAACAUGUCAUCUGAAAGGGACAGAGGCCAAGCACAAAGCUUAACACCAUGUUUCUUCCAGCUGGCACCCAUUGCCGGCAAUGGGUGUCUUUUGUGUUGAUGGCCCCUCAGCAAAGGAUUCCUGUGUUUUUAAACAAAUUACUUUUGUGUUCUUGAAGUAUUUAAUAAGCAUUUUGCACUCUAGGAAGUAUGUUUUGUUGGUUUUUUAAAAGUUUAAAUGAAGUUUAGUUUAAAUGAAGUUAAGUUUUGUUUUCUUUAAGUUUAUUGAGUUUAUUGCAUUGAUAAUAUUUUUGGAAAGAUACAAUUUUAAUUGUGACGUCUAACAUCUUUUAGUCCAUUGAGGAUGUAAGUAAAUAUUUCUUCUUAUGGACCAAGGAUAUUAAAUCAUUUUUCUUUUUUGAUUGCCUUGAGGAAGAAAUAAUAUGGUUUUAUUGAGUCUGCCUUUAUUCCAGUUCUUGAAGGUGUGCUGAGUUUGUUAAUUUUUCCUAUAUAGUGCUGAUUUCCUGCAUGUCUGUAUUUUGCCGAGUUUCUGUGUUCCUGCAGCAGUGGUCAGAACAUGCUGAUAUUCCUUUCAUGGUGUUAUUUUCUAUUUGUUCUGGUUUUGAGACAAAUGAGUAACUUUGUUGUAAAAUGUCCAUUUUUGGUGUCAACUUGGAGGAUUAGGGUAGAGAGCAAUUGGAACCUCUCAGUGAUAACUGUCACCAGGCAGGUUUCCUAUAGGAGCUCUUAAGUAUUUAUGGAGCAAGGCACGGUGACUUACUUAUGUGACUGGAGUGGUCAUACAUAAUGUAUUCUUAUACAGAUCACAGUACAGAGAAAAUAAAGUUGGCUUAGAGAUAUUACUAAUAUUUUCCUGAAGAGAUCUAUUAGGUUUGAAGGCUUCAAAGACAACUUCUCUUUGUGUUAAUAUGGGAUCAAACAAUGCUAUUGUCUGUAGCAGUCAUUCUAUUUAAGUGUGAAUAAGUGGAUAUUGACUCUGUGUUUAUCUUUGUUUAUAUAUGAACUUAUAUAUUAAGUACAUUUGGUAUGUGUACCUCAGCGCUCUAUUCCUAGAGGAAUUAGCAGUCUUUGGAAUGUGCAUAAAUCUUAGAGGGUAUUUGAUGGUACUUACUUGGAUAUUUCCUUCCACCCUAUUUCUAUAGAAAUAGAGGCUCUGGGAGCCAAAGAAAUAGACAAAAGUCUCAUGUUGAAGGGGAAAAAUAAAUCACUGAAUUGAUUUCUCUCUACUACUUAAUAAUUUAAACAUUUAACUUCUGAGAAGAUUUUUCCUGUACCACCACACUACCAGAUGACAGGUCUUUUUGUCAGAAGUAGGAUAUCCUUCUCAGAGUAGAUAGGUCAUGAGACCUCUGUUUAAAAACAAGACUGCCCUCUUUGGGCUUGGUGAUCCCGGCACCACUCCCAGUGCUUCAUCAGGGAGAUGGUUGUUUAGUUCCCAGAUGCAGCUGGGCUAGGCGGAGAAGAUGUAAUGGUGGAAACUGGUGAGCAGAGAGGGGCCAGAGGAGGCAGUGGCCCGUCACAGCAGAGGGCAGGACUUGUGGAGGCAAACUUCUGUGGCUUUGGGCCUUGGCCCUCUUGUCAAGAUGUCAAAGUGUGACUUCCUGGCAAGGAAUUAGGCUCCUGUGUGAGCUGUUGUCAGUUAUCUCGGGUGGGGGACUGGCUGGAGUUGUUGAGGGUCUAUGCUUUGUAUUAUUCUAGAUCCUAAAGGGUUUCUCUUGGGCCCAGAUGUGGUGACAAGCUGAGCAGCAGAGAUGGCCAGGAGUAGUGAACAGUGGGAAUAUUGGGGAUAAACCCUUGCUGGUGGGUGGCCUUAAAUGGCAUUACUUUAUCCUCAAGAGGACCGCAGGGUCCUGGCCACUCUCCUGGCAGUGCUGACAGUUUACUGUCAUCAGAUUUUGGUUCUCAUUUUCUUCCUAAGGGAUUUGAGGGAGAAGGGCUGUUGAUGUAGGGAUUGUCCUUCCAGGCACCGUAGGCCUCUGCACAGUUCUCUUUUGUUUUUAAAUACUGUUGAUGUUCACUAGUUAUUCAUUCUAAAGGGAUUAUGUGGGAGACGCAGCUGUCUUUGGUUUUAUAUUAUGAAAUAGCCUUGUAUUGUGGGAUGUUAACUCUGAAGAGUCGCCCUCAUACUCAAAGUAUUCAUUAAAAAACUUCCCUGAUACUCCCUAGGGGUGGUGUGGCUAUUAUCAGGCUGACCCAAAGGAACACAUUUUGUAUUCCAUUUCCUUUACUGGUAUCUUGUUAAAAAUUUUUUGCCUGAAGAAUAUUCUUUUGUUUAUGAAAACAUGAAUAACAUUGUAUAAAACAGUCCCUUUCUGUCAGAAGGCUCCAAUGUAGCCUUAAUUUUGUUAGAGACGAUUGAAGUGCUGCUGUGGAAAGAAAUGUACCAUGUACUAUUUCUGUAUCAUUAAAACGCAGUUUUUAUGGUU
Messenger RNA from Alexandromys fortis (reed vole), 4301 nucleotides. RefSeq names its product ubiquitin carboxyl-terminal hydrolase CYLD. The transcript has 13 exons. Lineage: Eukaryota; Metazoa; Chordata; Mammalia; Rodentia; Cricetidae. The record is from RefSeq and is a predicted model, not a curated record. Gene Ontology annotation, molecular function: cysteine-type deubiquitinase activity; K63-linked deubiquitinase activity. Gene Ontology annotation, biological process: regulation of intrinsic apoptotic signaling pathway; necroptotic process; protein K63-linked deubiquitination. The annotation marks the transcript as partial. Gene Ontology annotation, cellular component: cytosol.